Solea solea (common sole) is the source of this 2767-nucleotide messenger RNA. RefSeq names its product dynein, cytoplasmic 1, intermediate chain 2a (gene dync1i2a). Gene Ontology annotation, cellular component: cytoplasmic dynein complex. The coding region runs from base 95 to 1999 and encodes 634 amino acids. NCBI's taxonomy places the organism in Eukaryota, Metazoa, Chordata, Actinopteri, Pleuronectiformes, Soleidae. The transcript is spliced from 17 exons. Gene Ontology annotation, molecular function: dynein heavy chain binding; dynein light chain binding. The record is from RefSeq and is a predicted model, not a curated record. Gene Ontology annotation, biological process: transport along microtubule.
GACAUUUCCCGGCCCCUGUAGUUGGGUUGGCAGCUCAAUUGUUUUGGCUGUAUAAUCGGUGUCAGAUCCAAAACCGGCUUUAAGUUGUGGCAUCAUGUCUGACAAGAGUGAGCUGAAAGCGGAGCUUGAGAGGAAGAAGCAACGUUUGGCACAGAUCAGAGAGGAGAAGAAAAGGAAGGAGGAGGAGCGCAAGAAGAAAGAGGCUGACCAGUUGAAAGAUGCUGCAAUUCAGCAAGAAGAGUCAGACCUGGAGAAGAAGAGGCGUGAUGCAGAGGCCCUACUACAGAGUAUGGGCAUAACUUCAGAUGUUCCUGUCGUCCCUCCUCCUACAUCCCCAACUGCCAACACGCCAAGUGAGGCAGGGAGCCAGGACUCUGAUGGAGCUGUGGGCCCCAGGACUCUGCACUGGGACUCUGACCCGUCCACCCUUCAACUUCACUCUGAAUCUGAGCUGGGGUACUGGACACUCUCUUCUCUCCUUUCCUGGAGAGCAACUCCAAAAUUGGGGAUGGCCAAAGUCACACAAGUGGACUUCCCUCCACGUGAAACUGUGUCUUACACAAAAGAGACCCAAACACCUGUCAUGACCCAGCAAAAAGAAGAGGAAGAAGAGGAAGAAGAAAUUGUUGCUCCUCAACCAGUAGUCGAGACACCGAUUGAAAAACCGGACCAGAAAGAAGAAGAGGAAGCAGCAAUCCACGAGCUAACAGAGGAGGAAAAACUCCAGAUCCUGCAUUCAGAGGAGUUUGUGAAUUUCUUUGACCACAGCACACGCAUUAUUGAGCGGGCUCUAUCGGAGCAUGUGGACCUCUUCUUUGACUACAGUGGCCGUGACCUGGAGGAGAAGGAGGGUGAAAUCCAGGCUGGAGCCAAGCUCUCUCUUAGCAGGCAGUUCAUGGAUGAGCGCUGGUCCAAGCACCGUACUGUAACCUGUCUCGACUGGUCACCCCAGUAUCCCGAACUUUUGCUCGCCUCAUACAACAACAACGAGGAUGCUCCUCAUGAACCAGAUGGCGUGGCAUUAGUGUGGAACAUGAAGUACAAGAAGGCUACACCGGAGUAUGUCUUUCAUUGUCAGUCUGCGGUUAUGUCGGCUGCGUUUGCCAAGUUCCACCCUAACGUUGUGGUGGGGGGCACAUAUUCAGGGCAGAUUGUACUUUGGGACAACCGAAGCAAUAAGAGGACCCCUGUGCAGAGGACUCCACUGUCUGCAGCCGCACAUACGCACCCAGUUUACUGCGUGAAUGUGGUGGGCACACAGAAUGCCCACAACCUGAUUAGCAUCUCCACUGAUGGAAAGAUGUGUUCCUGGAGUCUGGACAUGCUUUCACAGCCACAGGACAGCAUGGAGCUGGUGUUCAAGCAGUCCAAAGCUGUAGCCGUCACCUCCAUGUCUUUCCCUCUCGGCGAUGUCAAUAAUUUCGCGGUGGGCAGCGAGGACGGCUCUGUCUACAUGUCGUGUCGUCAUGGAAGCAAAGCAGGCAUCAGUGAGAUGUUUGAGGGCCACCACGGCCCAAUCACAGGGAUCCACUGCCACACAGCUGCAGGGCCUCUGGACUUCUCCCACCUGUUUGUCACCUCCUCGUUCGAUUGGACCGUCAAGCUGUGGAGCACAAAGAACAACAAACCCUUGUACUCAUUUGAAGAUAACUCGGACUAUGUUUAUGAUGUCAUGUGGUCACCAACUCACCCUGCUCUGUUUGCUUGCGUGGAUGGCGUCGGACACCUGGACCUGUGGAACCUCAACAAUGACACAGAGGUCCCCACUGCCAGCAGCACAGUGCAGGGUAACCCAGCCCUCAACAGGGUCAGAUGGGCUCCUUCUGGCAGAGAAAUUGCUGUCGGAGACUCUGAUGGACAAGUUCUUGUAUAUGAUGUUGGAGAGCAAAUUGCAGUUCCACGAAAUGACGAGUGGACCCGUUUUGUUCACACACUGGCAGAGAUCAAUGAGAAUAGGGAUGAUGCAGAAGAACUGGCAGCUCAGCGCUUGGCUGCUUGAUCUUAUCGCCAUGGACACAAAAGCUUAAGGGACCAGUGGGUGGUGCGGUAUCAGCCCCGUUUUGAUUGGAGGAAAAUAUGGAGUAAUGAUCAGAAAGCAGUGUGGACGUGUUAAGAUUUCUUGUACCUUAGCUGUACAACUUGUCAGUUCGCUGGACCAGUCUUCCUUGGAGUCACACAAGAGACAGGGCUAUCAGCCUCAGACACUAACAUGACAGAAAGUACAGUUUUCUUAUUUUCAACCAGAUGCCUUAAUUUUUCAUUUUGAUCUCACCUUAGCGGUCUUUAUUUACAGCAUGUUUAACAUUAGCCUCAGUUAUGAGUUUUUAAGCCAAAUUGUGUAGGUGCUCAACUUGACAUGUUCAUCAGACAACAUACAGAUGAUUUCCACUUCCACCAAAGUCCAACUGAAGCCAUCACGUCUUUAAAAAUCCGAGAAUGUAAACAUCUCACAGCUGUAGCCUGUGCUGUCAUCUCUUCCUGUAGACCUCGCUUGUUUGUAUAAACUGAAAUGUCCAAAAUCCAAAUGUAUUUUUACUUCUAUAUUGUUAUAUCAGUACCCAGUGUCCACUUAAUCAGUGCUGCUGGUUAGACCAGAGAUAAUUGCAAAAUCCUCUAUGCUGUCAAUGCUCAGUGAUUUUCUUAUCCGUCAGUUUGUUUCCUGAAGAAUCUCAGAAGCUUGGUGUCCAAAGGGAGAAUGUACUUUUCACACAAUAGAAACACUUUGAAUGAUUUAUUUCAAUAAAAUACAAUAAAUACAUUUAAAUUA